Macrosteles quadrilineatus (aster leafhopper) is the source of this 1414-nucleotide messenger RNA. RefSeq lists its product as uncharacterized. The transcript has a single exon. NCBI's taxonomy places the organism in Eukaryota, Metazoa, Arthropoda, Insecta, Hemiptera, Cicadellidae. The record is from RefSeq and is a predicted model, not a curated record. Bases 84 to 1163 code for a protein of 359 amino acids.
UGUAUGUUUUGCAGUACUCAGAUCCUUCGAUCCUGACUGAACAUACGCACCCUCCUGAUUUGGCCGAGCAAGAAGUGGAAGAGAUGCGGUUGGACAUGAGGCAGCGAGUUACCGACAGCAGAGCAGUUCCUGUUGAUGUGGUCGCGACGGCUCUCCACAACGCCACCGACGAAGCUAAGAUGUCAGCGGGAAAAAUAUCUAGCAUCAAGAGAGACAUCCGUAGGACUAGGGAGAAGAAGUUCCCACCAUUGCCAAAAAGUGUCUCUGACUGGGAAAUCCCUGAUGAGUGGAAGACGACUGGAGGAGCAUCGCCCAAACCUUUCCUUAUCCAUGAUUCUGGCACUGGAUCACCUUCGCGGCUUGUAGUUUUUGGAACUGAAGAACAGUUACAUUUCUUGGCGGGAUCAGAAACAUGGUUUAUGGAUGGUACAUUCAAGAUGUCAUCUAAGCUGUUCCAGCAAGUGUACGUGGUGAGAGGAGAACAAAACACCCAAGUCCGGACAUGCAUUUACGCCCUGAUGACAGGAAAAACCACGGAAAUGUACAAGAGUCUGCUAAAAACUAUUUUGGGAAAACUAGUAGACCUUGGCCAGCUACCCAGACCAAAACAAGUAAUGGUGGAUUUCGAAUCAGCCGCCAUGUCCGCAAUAUCGUCCGUUCUUGGUGACAGAGUAGAGGUUAAGGGAUGUUUUUUUCACCUGUGCCAAAGUACAUGGCGACAUGUUCAGCAGCACGGACUAACGAAAAAAUACAAAGAAAACGAUGAUGUUAAACUCUAUUGUGGCAUGAUCGAUGCCCUGGCAUUCCUUCCGCCCAAGGACGUGAUUGAAGGUAUGGCUUUCUUGUGGGGAUCAUCUCCUUUUGAUCUGUACGAGGUAUUGCAUUACUUUGACGCUACUUAUGUCAGCGGUGUGACAGGAGAACGUCCCAAACCCCCCCUCUUCCCACCAGAAGUUUGGAAUGUCCACAAAGCUACAAUGGAGGGCUCGCACCGUACUAACAACGUUUGCGAAUCCUGGAAUAACAAAUUUAACACGCUCGUUGGCCACCAUCAUCCGACCAUCUGGACCAUCCUGGAGGCCAUUCAAAAGGAUGAAUCCACAGAACGUGCCUACCUGCUCGGAAGCCAACCAGAGGAGACCAGGAAAAAACUACUCUAUUGAAGCACCAGGACAAACUUAAGAGACUCUGCCAAGAAUACACUGCAGGAAACAGAUCGAUGGAAAGCUUCCUCCAGGGAAUCGGGAGAACUAUUAGGUUCCAUUAGAAACUCAUAAAUGUAGUUUUCGUUGUUUGUUUGUAAUUUAUUGUUUUUUAACGUAUUAUUAACUCUUGUUUCCUUGUUCCUAAGUCAUUAGCUUAUGUUUAUGCAUAUUCUUUUCAUAACAGUGUAAGUGUUUUUUCAGUGUAUAUA